CAAGUACAUGUCAAAAAUCAAAAUACACACAUUUUUUUAUUAUUUUAUUUUAGAUUAAUUAAAAUGUACAUUAAUAACAAACAACAUUAACUGAUUCAAUUUUCAUCUUAUAAAUUAUUUAAAAUUGUUUUUAAAAUUUCAAUAAUAAAUAUUUUCAUAAAACAAAGUUUAAAAAAUUAAAUUGCUCAAUUUUUUGUCAUUCCAGCAUAAUUUAUGAUUAACCAAUUUUUGUGUUAUCUUUAAACAAUUGAUAAUUUAAUUUUUAAAUAAAUAAACCAAAAAAAAUACUGAAAAUGAUGUCAGAUAUUGGUGAAGCAGCUGCAGCUGAAGUUCACUUGUCAUCUCAAGAGUUCAAUGAAGAGCUUAUAAAUAUAAAACAAAUUGCAAAACAUCUUCCAAUUGUUUUGGGCAGCUGUUCAUCAGAGCUGGGACAAUUAAAAUCAGAUCUACUUGAAUUACAAAAAAAACAAAAUGGUCUUAUUGAUAAAAUGCAAGUUGAAAAUCAACAGCUCACUGAAACUGCUCAGGAUGGCAUGUGCUCCAGAAUGUAUCCAUUAAUUAAAUCAUACAAUGAUAAAUUACACAGAAUUAAAAAAGAAAUUCUUUCUGUUCAUGAAAGAACAGUUAAAUUAAAGAAACGAGCACUACGUUUGCAACAAAUUAAAGAAAAAGAAGCAUUAUACAAAGAACAAAAACGUGAAGAAGAUCUUCGUCGUGAACAAGAACUCAUUGGUAAACCUUUACCCAAUAAAUAAUUUAUAAAAAAAACAACAUUUAAUUAUUUAUUACGAAU
This is a messenger RNA of Aphidius gifuensis, 793 nucleotides long. RefSeq names its product biogenesis of lysosome-related organelles complex 1 subunit 6 (gene Pldn). The record is from RefSeq and is a predicted model, not a curated record. Gene Ontology annotation, biological process: intracellular transport. The transcript has 5 exons. Lineage: Eukaryota; Metazoa; Arthropoda; Insecta; Hymenoptera; Braconidae. Gene Ontology annotation, cellular component: extrinsic component of membrane; transport vesicle; BLOC-1 complex. Bases 294 to 755 code for a protein of 153 amino acids.